This is a messenger RNA of Entrophospora candida, 1041 nucleotides long. The record is from the annotation of a GenBank genome assembly. NCBI's taxonomy places the organism in Eukaryota, Fungi, Glomeromycota, Glomeromycetes, Entrophosporales, Entrophosporaceae.
AUGACCGCAACAGCUUGUAAAACUAAGAGUUGUUUUGAGUUCCUUCUUUCAAAUGUUACCAAGAUCACCAACACAGUUUAUAGUCCACCUUUUGGCACUUCUCACGAUAUGUUUUGGCAACUUGAAUUUAUACCUAAUUCUUCCGAGGAACCAAACCAUUGCGCUGCCUUUCUUUUUGCAAUACCAAAUCAUGAAGAGGCAAAUAAUCCGGGUACAUGGUCAAGACGUAAUACGUUGAACGCUAAAAUUUAUUUAAAAAAUGCAAGAAAUCAAACAUUUCUUAAAAAACAAGCAGUAAAAAUGAAUUCUUUUUCUACAAAAUUAUCUGGAUGGGGUUGGGAGGCUUUUUAUAUUAAGGCUAAUUUACCAGAUCAUGUAUUGUUUGGUGUAGAGUUUGAACGAGUGGAAAUGGGGCUUGUAUCACAAAAAUGGCCUUUACCAAAUAGUCCAAAUCAAAGUGAAAUUAUUCCACAUGAUUUGUUAAAAGCUUGGGAAAGCUUAUUAAAUAAUCCAAUAACUUCUGAUGUACAAUUUGAUAUACAAGGUCAAAUAAUUUAUGCGAAUUCUUUUAUACUUUCAUCAAGAUCAAAAUAUUUUCAAUUAAUACUUCAAGGUAAAUGGUUAGAAUCAGAACCCCAAAUGCUAAGAUUUCUUUACACCAACAAUGUUACAUUUGUUGAUAAAAAAGAUGAAAAAAAUUCUCAUGGAUCAGCUUUAGAACUUUAUAGAAUUUCUGACAAGUAUUUGAUUGAUGAUUUACGUGAACUUGCCAAAGCAGAGAUUUUUAAAGAUUUAAAUGUUAAUGACGCAGCAGAAUUUUUAUUUGGCACAGCUUGGCAAUAUCCGGAGUUGAAAGAACAAGCAAUGAAAUUUUUUGUUAAUCAUUUUCCAAAUAUAAGACAAACAAUCGGUUUCAAAAAUAUUCUUGCUGAUCCUUCGAGUUAUCCUGCUUUCAUUGAUACAUUUAAUGAAGCUUUAGCUGAAUUGUUUCCAGUCACUGGGAGUGUUAAUACCGGAAAACCUGUUAAAGAAGGUUCUUAA